This is a messenger RNA of Drosophila kikkawai, 1084 nucleotides long. RefSeq names its product nucleosome assembly protein 1-like 1. Gene Ontology annotation, biological process: nucleosome assembly. Gene Ontology annotation, cellular component: nucleus; chromatin. The record is from RefSeq and is a predicted model, not a curated record. NCBI's taxonomy places the organism in Eukaryota, Metazoa, Arthropoda, Insecta, Diptera, Drosophilidae. Gene Ontology annotation, molecular function: chromatin binding; histone binding.
UGCUAGUUGCUAGUUUGCCUUACCGCAUUACCUCAUUGUCACUCUGAGAGUCAGACGUCUGACAAAUACGAAAAAAUUAAACGUAGACAAAAAGAAAACGUGAAUAUUUGAUAUAAUUUAGCAAAAGGCAGCCAAUCAAAAUGGAGUCGGCAAUGAAAAGUCUCGAGGAGAAGAUGAAAAAUUUAACUACGUUUUCAAAACCAGAAGAUAAUGACGCCGAUUUCACCGACGAGGAGAGAAAGACGAUUACAGAGCUAAAGCAACUCUACCUAGAGACUCUUAAACUAGAUGUAACCAUGCAGCGUGACAUCUACAAGAUGGAGAAGAGCUACGAGGAUCGCCACAACACCAUUUACGAGAAGCGCAAGAAGAUCCUAGAUGAAUUUAGAAAACAAAACCACGGCGACUCAAAUGAAAACGUAAAAAACUUUUGGCUUAACGUACUCAAGGUCGCGUGCAAAGAGUUGAUAAACAAGAAUGACGAGGAGAUUUUGGCAUUUUUGUCCGACGUUCGAUCCCACCUUUAUGUGGAUGAUAUUGUGAAGUUCGACAUAGACUUCCAUUUCGAUAAGAACGAAUAUUUCAGCAAUAAAGUUCUGAAAAAGACGUACUUCUUCAACUGCCUGCCGGACCCGAAAGAUCCCCUAUUGUUUGACGGCGCAGAGAUUUUUAAGUGCGAAGGAUGCACCAUUGAUUGGAAGACACCAAAAAGCCGCGUUAAGAAUAGCGAACCAUCUUUCUUUGACUUCUUCUCCCCUCCCACUUUGCCGGAGGACACCGAUGAUGACCAUUAUAUCGACAUACACACCAUACUGAACAAUGACUUUGAGAUGGGUUUCUAUCUGAAGGAACGCGUGAUCCCCAAAGCGGUGAUUUUCUUCACUGGCGAGAUCGUCGACUGUCAGAGCACCAGCGAAUCAGAUGAAGAUUCAGAUACCGAUGAGGAAGAGGCAUCUUGCAACGCCACUGGCCAGUGAACUGCAAACAUUUUUACACUUUUUAUCUUCCCACAGAGCCACUGAAAACGUAAUUGGUCUGUCCUUACAUUAUACAGAGCUGCCAAAUAAACAUUUCAUUGUACGUA